Molecule: messenger RNA, 6242 nt
Organism: Odocoileus virginianus texanus
Lineage: Eukaryota; Metazoa; Chordata; Mammalia; Artiodactyla; Cervidae
Gene: PGBD1
Product: piggyBac transposable element derived 1
Molecular function (GO): sequence-specific DNA binding
Source: RefSeq, a predicted model, not a curated record
UGCCUUGAGAACCCCAUGAACAGUACAUACCCUUAACUCUCUGGAAAAUUAAUCUUGGCUUUUUCUUUUCAUGAUGAUUCUAUAGUAUAGGUAUUACAAGCAUCCUAAAUUCAUUAACACUUUAACCUAAUUCUUCCUUACAAUUCCAAAGGAAGUGGUGUGCUCAUCUGUACCCUGGGGGCAGACCCAUAAAUAACCACCUAGGCACAAAUGAUGGAUAGAGAUAUAUUUACGUAAUGUUUUCCUUAUCCCCGAAAAUUAUAGAAAUGUUGAACAAAGGGCAAAUGUUAUAACAGAUUCAGUUGGGGUUUUGCUUACAACAUAAAACAUCCUAGACACCUUAAAAGGCAGUUAAAAAUCUACUCAGAGCAGAAAGUCAGGAAGACUGUACUGUAUUGCAACAAUAUCGUCUGAUUGGCCAUUUCUGUUUGAGUUUACUUUUUAGAGUUUUUAAAUAGUUUUACUGUCAAAACUGACCAUCUUUUCACAUGGUGGUUGUUAAUUAAUAUUAAUUCUGAUUUUGAACCACCAUGUUCACCUGGGCUGAAUUAUUCUAUUAGAUUCUCAUUUUACUCUUAAACAGCAGUGCCCUUAAAAAUUAAACAGGGGAUUUAAAUUUAAAUGCACAUGCCCUUUGACAAAUAUAUUCCAGUAUGUAUUUACCCUAGAAAUAUAUUCAUAAAAGCAUAUAAAGCUACUCAGUGGUGUUCUCUACUUAUAAAGAAAAAAUACAGUAGGGAUAGUUAAGUAAAUUUAGCCCAUACACUGGAAUACUAAUUAGCUCUUAAAAGAUAAACUGGUAUGGGAAGAUCGCCAAGUUUUCUUAACUGAAAAAGAUAAGAUGUAAAAUAACAUCAUGAUGCCAGAGGUGGUUUAAAAUGCAUACUUACUAAACAAAUGUUUGUUGAGUGCUAUUGUGUGGUUAGUGGUGUCCUGGGAGGGUAUACACAAAAUACUAACAGUGGUUAACUGUGGGGAGCUAGGAUACUUUUCAUUUCAGUCUCUGUGCAACUCGAGGGUGUGUUUUAGUUUUUUUAUUAUAGGGCUCUUUAAUAUAUUUUGAUAUAUUGAUACAUUAUCAGCAGGCUUAACUAAGUCAUAUAUGCAGUCAUAUGCAACUUGAGUUUUAGUUGUGCGUAUUUGAAUCUGUAUAUUUAAAAUUUUAAAAUAUGUGCUGCUUGCUGUGUGGCAACGUUUAUUCAUCUGUCUUCCCAGCAGCCUGUGAGGACUCUAAAGACCGAAACUCAGUUUUGCCUUCAUCAUCUACUUGGUUUUUAAUUGACGUAAUUGCAAAAAUGAGGGGUAGUUUAGGGAUAUCGGGAUGGUCUGUCGGAGACUAUGCUACUGAGCAGGUUGGGCUGUGGCAGCUGGAGUCCUCCAGGCGCACCAGGGAGACGUGCGGCCGCAUUCCUAGAGAGGCACAGAGCCGGCUAGGCAGCCACAGCGGCGAGAGGAGAAAUCUUUGGCCCCCGAAGUCCUGACGGCAGGAAGUGCGGCACGCCCACUAGGCGAGGCAGCUGGCUUCUCCAGACUGCAGAGCUGGGCCUCCGCUCUCAGUGCUGGGAUGCGAUCGCAGUAAGAUAUGUUCUGGGCCCGCGGGACGUCUGGCAUCCCAGUUCAUCUCCGUGCGCUCAGCAAGACAUCCACCAGUAUUUGUUGAAUACCAGGUACACCGGCAAAGACAAGACCCUGGCCUCAAGGAGCAAGGGGUGGUGGUCGUGAUGGGGGCUGUGACCUGUGAGUUGAAAAGUGAAGCGUGUUGGUGAGGCAGGUUUGGGCUCACUUUUCAAUGGGAACCCUCUCCGUCUGAGUGGCUCAGAGGAGAAGAUUGUCUGUACGUUAGGUUUGGGGGUGGCAUUUGCGUUGGGCCUUGGGGAUUCACAGAAGACUGGUCGUGGCCAUAACGUACAAGGUGGGUGGAACAAAUUUGAGUAUCAGCUGGCAGUGACACGAGGCAUUUGAGAAGACGAUGGCUUUCUUGCAAGUAGGGUCUGUGUCUUUUAUUCUGGGAAUAGCUCCUGGAAAAUAAUGAUGUGCUCGAUAAAUGUUUAUCGAGUGGCAAACACGUAAGCGAAACUCAGUUCUAAGAUCGAAUCCUGGGGAGUUUGAAUUUAGUUCAACCAGGAGCAACUGAAAUUAGCAUUUGAGGGGGGAGGGGUGUUGUCAGAUAUGGUCCGAAUUGUGCUUUAAGAAAUACUGAUCCAGUGAUGAUGAGGUGGUGGGGCAGGAAUACCACACAGAAAAUAUUGUGAUAAUAGUGACUGUCAAUCACAAUAAGGGUGUAAAACGGAAGAUGAAGCAGUGGGUGCAAGAGGCAUCUUGGAGGAAGAACUGACUGGACCCAGGGUGAUAUGUACACUAUAUGUAGGCUGGCUUUGGCCUGAAUACCUGGAAGAUGGUGGUGAUGCCAACAGAAAUAGAAAAAUACAGAGUGAGUGCAGCUUUGAGGAGGCUGGUUUCAGUUGGGGAUGUGUUGAAAUGACAGGGCAGGAAGGUCCAAGGCUGGAGGCAUCGUGUGGCAUUUCAAGAUGUGAGUCUGGAAUAUGAAAGGCAAGUCAGAACCAGAUAAGAGUGUUCUUAGAACAGAGAUAAUAUUGAAUUUUGAUGGAGAUAACAAAAGGAAAAAUGAGAGGGAGAAACAGAAGUCGAAAUAUUUCUACAGUUUAUCUAUUGUUACAUAAAAAAAUAAAGCCCCAAACUUAGUGGUGUAAGACAACUUCAGCUUAUUAAUUCUUAUGAGUCUGUAGGUUGACUGGGCAGUACUACCGGACUUACUCAUGUGGCUGGGGAGUAGGCUCAGCUCCGCUUCAGCUGGGGCUCUGUGGCUCUCAUCCACGUGACCUCUGCAUGGCUAGCUUGGGCCUUCUCACAGCAUGGCAGUCUCAUGGCUGUGUGCCAGGCACUACAAGAGCACUUCCGCUUACAGUGUCAUAUCUGCCAUAUUUUAUUGGUCAGAGCAAGUCACAGACCAACGCAGAUUCAAGGGAAGGAAAAAGACUCCAUCCCAUAAUGGGAAAAGUAACAAAAUCUCAUCACAACAGAUCUUAGGCAAUGGAGACAUGGAGACUUUUGAAAGUCUACUUCACCUAAGCUAAAGUAUUCUGUGAGAAAGACACAGAGAUAGAUGACCUUCCCUCCUUCUAAAGUAUAAGCUGCUCAGGCAUUCUUAUUAACCCUUCUUCUCUUAUAUCCCCUCCCUUUGGGCUCUACUCCCUUAGGAGUCAAGGUAUACUUCAUUGAUAAAACAGGCAAGCGGGCUCAGUUGUUGAGCAUCACUUAGAGUGGGGACAAAAAUAUGUGUUACAUAGAUUUUUGAAGCUCUUGUUAUUUUCACGUUACUGAUCAAUACUUAUGCCUCAGGUAUACAUUUGGAAAAGCUAAGUGAACUGUUUUCUAAGCCCUUAAGGUCAACAUGGAUGAAGUUUUGCAGGACCCCGCUCCUGAAAAUGGAGACAGCUUUGUGAAAGUGAAGGAGGAAGAUCCCACAUGGGAACAGACAUGCAGCUCACAGGAGAGUGGCUCCCACACUCGGGAGCUUUGCCGCCUGCGCUUCCGGCAGUUCUGCUACCAGGAGGUAGCUGGGCCCCGGGAGGCUCUGGCCCAGCUCCGAGAACUUUGCCAUCGGUGGUUGAGCCCAGAGACCCACAGCAAGGAGCGGAUCCUGGAGCUGCUGGUGUUGGAGCAGUUCCUGACCAUCCUGCCCAAGGAGCUCCAGGCCAGGUUGCAGGCAUGUUCUUUGGAGAGUGGGGAGGACGCAGUGACAGCGCUGGAGAGUCUAGAGAGAGACACAGGAGACUCAGGAGAACAGGCUUCUGUCUACACUGUAGGACAGGACCUGCACCUACUGGUGACAGAAUAUCAAGGAACCUCCUCAGAGUGUCAGAGCCCCCAGUUCCUGUUGGGGGCAACCGCCCUGAAGUGUGAGCCUCCAGCGUCCCCCCAAGCAGUGAGUGGACUCUUGUCUGCUCCGUCCACAAGGCCUGCGUCCCAGAGACCAGACCCUCUCCAGGAAGAGAAUCCGAGAGACCAGGCUGCAGUACUGGGGUUGAACCCAGCCAGAUCCCAGACAUCAGUGAAGACUGAGGAAGCAGCACCUGUCCUUGUCUCGGAGGAGUGGCCAGUUCCGAGUCUGGCUCAGGAGAAGGUUACAGACAUCAGUCUCAUGGCUGAAGAAGUUGUAACUAAAGAUGGAUUUUUUAAUGCAAAGCAAGAAACUUCUGAAGAAACGGAACGAGGUGCUGAGGCCUCAGGAAUAGCCAACAGAGACUGUGUACCCCAGGCUCCUUGUGGUACCCCUGUUCCUGCUGAAAGGACACUUGUGCAUUUGAACACUCUCAAGGACCGUCAUCCGGGUGACUUGUGGGCUCGGAUGCACAUCUCCUCCCUAGAAUAUGCUGCAGGAGACAUUACCCGAAAAGGGAGGAAGAAAGACAAAGCUCGAGUGAGUGAACUGCUCCAAGGCCUUGCAUUUUCUGGUGAUUCAGAUGUGGAAGAGGAUAACGGGCCUGAGACCCAGCCUGCUCCAAAAAGGCUAAAGGGGUCAGGUGUCCCAGAGAAGAACUGGACCAAAAGAGAUAUUAAACCCAACUUUCCAUGCUGGUCAGCACUGGAUUCUGGACUUUUAAAUCUCAAGAGUGAAAAGUUGAACCCAGUAGAGUUCUUUGAGUUAUUUUUUGAUGAUGAAACAUUCAACCUGAUUGUCAGUGAAACCAAUAAUUAUGCUUCUCAGAAAAAUGUCAACUUGGAAGUCACAGUUCAGGAAGUGAGGUGUGUAUUUGGUAUCCUGCUUUUGAGUGGACUCGUGCAGCGUCCCAGAAGGGGAAUGUACUGGGGAACGUCUGAUGCUGACCAGAACCUGGUUAGAGAUGCAAUCAGAAGGGAUAGAUUUGAGUUGAUUUUCUCAUACCUGCAUUUUGCAGAUAAUAGCCAUCUAGAUCAGAAUGAUAAGUUCACAAAAUUGAGGCCUCUCAUAAAGCAAAUGAAUAAAAAUUUUCUCCUAUAUGCUCCCCUCGAAGAAUACUACUGUUUUGAUAAGACAAUGUGUGAGUGCUUUGACAGUGACCAAUUUCUGAAUGGUAAAUCUAUUAGAAUUGGCUAUAAAAUCUGGUGUGGUGCUACCACAGAGGGUUAUCUGGUUUGGUUUGAGCCUCAUCAAGAAGAAGCAACUCUGAUGGCAGGUAAGGAUCCUGAUCUUGGUUUCGGUGGAAACCUCGUGAUGAAUUUUGCUGAUGUUCUUUUAGCAAGGGGUCAGUAUCCAUAUCAUCUGUGCUUCGAUGGCUUCUUUACAAGUGUCACAUUGGUAUCAGCCUUGAAGAAGAAAGGGGUGAGGGCAACAGGGACAAUUCGUGAGAGCAGGACUGAAAAAUGCCCCCUUAUGAGUGCAGAACAUAUGAAAACAAUGAAGAAGGGGUACUGUGAUUUCCGAGUAGAAGAAAAUGAUGAGAUCAUUUUGUGUCGUUGGCAUGGUGAUGGUAUUAUCAGUCUGUGUUCCAAUGCUGUUGGCAUAGAGCCAGUUGAUGAGAUUCACUGUUUUGCCAGUGACAAGGAGAUCCCUCAGAUAAGUCAACCAUCCAUAGUGAAACUGUAUGAUGAAUGCAGGGAAGGUGUAGCUAAAAUGGAACAGAUCACUUCCAAAUACAGGGUGAGAAUAAGAAGCAAGAAGUGGUACUCAGUUUUGGUGAGCUAUAUGAUUGACAUAGCCAUGAGCAAUGCAUGGCAGCUGCACAGAGCCUGUAACCCAGGUGCCUCUCUAGACCUUGGGGAUUUUCGAAGAUACGUUGCACAUUUCUACUUGGAGCAUAAUGCAAAUAUGCCAGAUUAAGGCAGGUGAAGCAGACACAGUGAAGACAUUAAUAAAACAGAAAAGUCACAACUAUACAGCAGAUUGUACCUAAAGCAAACAUGAUGUAUGUAUACAAUUAAAUAAUAUUUCUUUUAAAAAUACAGAGUUUCAAAAACUGUUAUAACAAAUGAUCUGUAAAAAUGUUGAAAUCUAUUGGUACCUUUUUUUUUCUUUCUUUCUUUUUUUUUAUUGGUACCUUUUGUAUGUCUAAUUUUGAUAUAAACAUAUGGGAAAUCCUUUAUUAGUUGCAUUGAAUUGAUUAUCCAUUUAAAGAAUGAAAUCCUGCCUUUUUUUUUUCCUGGUAGUUUUCUCUGGGGAAUGCCAUUUAUAAAUGCAGGCAGAAUUCAAUAUAAUCCCUAUCAAAUCACUCAUUAAAAUUUUUCACAGAACUAGAAAAAAU